Brienomyrus brachyistius is the source of this 2619-nucleotide messenger RNA. Its product is annotated as serine/threonine-protein phosphatase PP1-gamma catalytic subunit A-like. Lineage: Eukaryota; Metazoa; Chordata; Actinopteri; Osteoglossiformes; Mormyridae. The record is from RefSeq and is a predicted model, not a curated record. Bases 162 to 1133 code for a protein of 323 amino acids. The transcript is spliced from 7 exons. Gene Ontology annotation, cellular component: nucleus; cytoplasm. Gene Ontology annotation, molecular function: protein serine/threonine phosphatase activity.
GGAUAAACUCCGAUGGCCGGGAGCGGCGCAGCGUUUCAGCAUGUGCGUCGCUUCAAAUUAGCUGGGACGUCCGCCUCGGUUCCUCAUGGAAGGGAUUUAAGGAGAAACUCCGGAGUCCUUAAGUUGGAAGAUUUAUACCUUUUUUUAUUUUUUAGAAAGCUAUGGCAGAUAUUGACAAGCUUAACAUAGACAGUAUAAUUCAGCGUCUUUUGGAAGUGAAAGGCUCAAAGCCUGGCAAGAGUGUGCAGCUGCAGGAGAGCGAGGUGCGAGGCCUGUGCCUGAAAUCCCGAGAGAUCUUCCUCAGCCAGCCUAUCCUGCUGGAGCUGGAGGCUCCUCUCAAGAUAUGUGGUGACAUCCACGGGCAGUACUACGACCUCCUAAGGCUGUUUGAGUAUAGCGGAUAUCCGCCAGAGGGCAGCUACCUGUUCCUGGGUGACUAUGUUGACCGGGGAAAGCAGUCACUGGAGACCAUCUGCCUGCUGUUGGCCUAUAAGAUUAAAUACCCUGAGAACUUCUUCCUGCUUCGGGGAAAUCACGAAUGUGCCUCCAUCAACAGGAUAUACGGUUUCUACGAUGAGUGUAGGAGGCGGCACAGUGUCAAGCUUUGGAAGACAUUCACUGACUGCUUCAACUGCCUCCCCAUCGCUGCCAUUGUGGAUGAGAAGAUCUUCUGCUGCCAUGGAGGUCUGUCCCCAGACCUCCUGUCCAUGGAGCAGAUUCGGCGAAUCAUGAGACCUACGGAUGUUCCUGAUCAGGGCCUGCUGUGUGAUCUUCUGUGGUCUGACCCAGACAAGGAGGUGUUAGGCUGGGGAGAGAAUGACCGCGGUGUCUCUUUCACCUUUGGAGCAGAAGUGGUGGCCAAGUUCCUGCACAAACACGACCUGGACCUCAUCUGUCGGGCGCAUCAGGUGGUUGAAGAUGGGUAUGAGUUCUUCGCCAAACGGCAGCUGGUGACCCUGUUCUCAGCACCCAACUACUGCGGCGAGUUUGAUAACGCUGGUGCAAUGAUGAGUGUGGACGAGACCCUGAUGUGCUCCUUUCAGAUUUUAAAACCAACAGAGAAGAAAAAGCCGAAUGCAAGCCGACCAGCUACACCCCCUCGAAGUAUGGUGAUGAAGCAGCCCAAGAAGUAGGGCAGGGAGUAUGGUGAUGAAGUAUCCUUGGAGUAUGGUGAUGAAGUAUUCUUGGAGUAUGGUGAUGUGAAAUAGCCCAAGAACUAGGGCAUGGAGGGGUGGUGUUUGUGCUGUUCAUUUAUUUGCUGGUUUUAUGGUUCAGUGAUCACUUGCUUUUUAUGCACUUUUUUACUUGCCAGAACUCAAUGCCACUACUCAAAAACAAGUGAAAUACUGUUUUGUUUUUUUGCCAGAUCAAAAUGUUGUUGUACUAUGCAUUCAGGUAUCCUAUAUGGACAAAAGUCUUGGGAUAGCUGGCCAUUAGACUUACAGGAACUUUUAUGACGUCCCAUUAUAAAUCCAUAGGCAUUAAUAUGGAGCUGCUCCCCCCUUUGCAGCUACAACAGCUGCCACUCUUCUGGGGAGGGUUUCCACAAGAUGUUGGAGUGUGUCUGUGGGAAUAUUAGCCCAUUCUUACAAAAGGGCCUUUGUGAGGUCAGGCACUGAUGUUGGACGUGAAGACCUGGCUCACAGUCUCUGUUCCGGUUCAUGCCAAAGGUGUUCGAUGGGGUUGAGGUCAGGACUCUGUGUGGGCCAUUCAAGUUCUUCCACACCAAACUCAGCCAACCAGGUCUCUAUGGACCUUGCUUUAUACACUGAGACAUAGUCAUGCUGGAACAGUAAAGGGCCUUCGCCAAACUUCCAAAUGUAAUGGUUACAACAAAGUUGGAAGCAUAGAGUUGUUCACAAUGUCUUGAUAUGUUGAAACAUUAAGAGUUCCUUUAACGGGAACUAAGGGGCCUAACCCAACCUCUGACUUAUUGCAAAGUUGGCAUCCUAUGACAGCACCACAUUUGAAUUCACUGAGCUCCUCAGAAUGACCCAUUCUUUCACAAAUGUCUGUAAGCGUGACUGUAUGGCUAGGUGCUUCACAUUAUACCCCUGUGGCAGUGGGUCUGAAGGAAACCCCUGUAUUAAAUGAUUAAAAGGUGUGUCCCAAUACUUUUGUCCAUAUAGUGUAGAAUGUCUAGCUUCAGUAACCAGGAACCUGUGUAAUUUACGGGAGAUAAAAUCUAAAUUUUUGCAAUUCCCCCAAAUUCCCCACAAUGUGUUGCCACUGUGACCUAAAAUACUGCUGAUAAGCAGCGUGUUUUCUGUCUUCAUUCAUUCCUUCCUGACCUCUUUGUUCUCCUGUGGUCCAGUUCUGGUGCCAUGUCACUCUUCAAAACACUGACUUAUGUCUCUGAUGAUCUUAUUUUAUCAAAAUCUCAAUAUGGAUCAGAAAUGUAGCUUCAUUUUUAGACUGAAAAAUGCAUAUGUGUAUUUAGAUGAGAAUGUAGGUGAUCCAACCCAAGAUUCACGUGUGCUGUAUUUAGUGAUGUCACUAGGCUAUAAGGUUAAUGUGCCAGUCAUUACGAACUAUGAUUUGACUUUGGAUGAUAUACAGCUGGAGUUUUUUUAUGUGUUGGCUUGUUUAUUAAAUGCAGAUAAAGCAAAAAAUAUGUAA